AUGAGGAAAGCACGGGAAGACUUACUGGACGACAUUUUUGGCGACGAUGUUAGGAUUGCGAGUACUACUCAACGGACACAGUUUGAGGGUACCACCUCGCUGUUGACGGUCGAGCCUGCGAAUGUACAAGCCAUGCUUGCUACGCAAUUCAAGGACUUUGAGCUAGGCGCGAUGAGAAUCAAUCAGUUCUAUCCACUUCUUGGGUCGAGUAUCUUUACCAGUGAUGGCAGGUUUUGGGAACAUUCCCGAGCAUUGUUCAGACCUCAAUUCAAUCGUGAAAGUCUCAAUGAUUUGGAAGGUACCGAGGACGCGGUUCGAGAUCUCAUCGAUGCCAUAUCUGCGGGAAUGGAUGGCUUUCAAGAAGUCGAGCUGCUUCCUCUGCUACAGAAUUUCACCCUCGAUACUGCCACCAGUUUCCUGUUCGGAGAGUCUGUCAAGUCACAGCGAUGUUCUCUGGAUGAAGCUGAUGGCCUUCAAGGGUCGAAACAGUUCCGGGAAGACUUCGAAUUCGUAAACAAAACUCUUCUCAAUCGUAUACGUCUACAAAGCGCCUACUGGUUAGCAGACGGUAGGCGAUUCCGCAAAGCCGUGGCAAGAAUCCGGGCAUUCACCGAACAAUUCGUGGAAAAGGCACUCAAUGCUUCCCAACCUGGCAAAGUUACGAGCAAGAAGUACAAUCUCCUAUCCGCUCUGGCUACUCAAUGUCAAGACCGCGAAGAACUCCAGAAUCAAAGUCUGGCCGUCCUGCUCGCUGGGCGUGAUUCCACAGCGGCGCUUCUGGGAUGGGCCUUCACGCGACUAGCAUUACAUUCAGAAAUCUUCCACGACCUACGACGUGCCAUUCUGAACGAUUUCAACACACAGAAGAGUAUUACAGCAACUGCAUUGAAGAGCUGCCGGCCUCUGCAGCAUUUCUUCAAUGAAGUCCUACGAUUACAUCCCGUUGUACCAAUCAACAAUCGCCAAGCCGUGAGAGACACAACGCUACCUCGAGGAGGAGGUCCUGAUGAGACUAUGCCAAUUGCUAUCAAGAAGGGGCAAGUCGUCACAUUUAGUGUCUACCUCAUGCACCGACGGGUGGAUCUAUGGGGUGAAGAUGCAUUGAGCUUUAGACCUGAACGCUGGGCACAGAGGAUCCCUUCGUGGCAAUUCCUUCCUUUCAGUGGUGGCCCAAGAGUGUGUAUUGGACAACAAUUCGCUCUGAUCGAAGCUAGCUACAUCCUUGUCAGGAUGCUGCAGCAGUAUGACGCUAUUGAGCCGGUUGAUCGCACAGAUAUGGCGGCUUUGAAGAAGGGGCUGGGUCUUACCAUGUGGCCAGCCGACAGUGUAAAUGUGAGAAUGCAUAGAGCGAGAUGA
Messenger RNA from Ramularia collo-cygni, 1356 nucleotides. Its product is annotated as related to cytochrome P450 family protein. Lineage: Eukaryota; Fungi; Ascomycota; Dothideomycetes; Mycosphaerellales; Mycosphaerellaceae. Gene Ontology annotation, molecular function: iron ion binding; oxidoreductase activity, acting on paired donors, with incorporation or reduction of molecular oxygen, reduced flavin or flavoprotein as one donor, and incorporation of one atom of oxygen; heme binding. The coding region runs from base 1 to 1356 and encodes 451 amino acids. The transcript is spliced from 2 exons. The record is from RefSeq and is a predicted model, not a curated record.